Xiphias gladius (swordfish) is the source of this 1530-nucleotide messenger RNA. RefSeq names its product retinoic acid receptor beta-like. NCBI's taxonomy places the organism in Eukaryota, Metazoa, Chordata, Actinopteri, Istiophoriformes, Xiphiidae. The transcript has 8 exons. Gene Ontology annotation, cellular component: transcription regulator complex; nucleus. The coding region runs from base 106 to 1530 and encodes 474 amino acids. Gene Ontology annotation, molecular function: nuclear glucocorticoid receptor binding; RNA polymerase II cis-regulatory region sequence-specific DNA binding; zinc ion binding. Gene Ontology annotation, biological process: retinoic acid receptor signaling pathway; regulation of transcription by RNA polymerase II; cellular response to corticotropin-releasing hormone stimulus. The record is from RefSeq and is a predicted model, not a curated record.
UGCUCCAAACACACUAACUGCAGCCAGGGGGUCACCUGAUGGCCUCCGAGCCUCGCCACUCAUCAGCUUGCUCAGUGCUCAGUGCACCCUUUUCCCAACGCUGUGAUGAAGACCGCCAGCCGUGCCCAGCCCAGCAGCAGCCCUCCGCUGGUCCAGAUGAGGCGCUACACACCCGGGCUAUAUCCUUUCCUAUUCCCUUCGGUCAUCAGCUCCCUGCCACAGCUGCCACUGCCAUCACCUCAGAGGCUGCAAAUCCAGCAGCCAUCCAGCAGCGGCAGCACACCUUCGCCUGUUGCCAUUGAAACACAGAGCACCAGUUCUGAGGAGCUCGUCCCCAGCCCGCCGUCCCCGCCGCCCCCUCCCAGAGUCUACAAGCCCUGCUUCGUCUGCCAGGACAAGUCCUCUGGAUACCACUAUGGUGUCAGUGCUUGUGAGGGCUGCAAGGGUUUUUUCCGCCGAAGCAUCCAGAAGAACAUGGUGUACACGUGUCACCGAGAGAAGAACUGCAUUAUCAACAAGGUGACAAGGAACCGCUGUCAGUACUGCCGCCUGCAGAAGUGCUUUGGAGUGGGAAUGUCCAAAGAGUCUGUUCGAAAUGACCGGAAUAAGAAGAAGAAAGAGAGCCCAAAGCCGGAGCUGGCAGAGAGCUACGAGCUGACAGCCGAGCUGGAGAGCAUCAUUGAAAAGAUUCGAAAGGCCCAUCAAGAAACCUUCCCCUCCCUCUGCCAGCUUGGCAAAUACACCACGAACUCGAGUGCAGACCACCGUGUGAGGCUGGACCUGGGCCUGUGGGACAAAUUCAGUGAGCUGGCCACUAAGUGCAUUAUCAAGAUCGUGGAAUUUGCCAAACGAGUGCCUGGCUUCACGGGGCUGACCAUAGCGGACCAGAUCACGCUCCUGAAAGCUGCCUGCCUGGACAUUUUGAUCCUGCGCAUCUGUACGAGGUACACCCCCGACCAGGACACCAUGACCUUCUCGGAUGGGCUGACCCUCAACCGGACACAGAUGCACAAUGCUGGCUUCGGCCCACUCACUGACUUGGUGUUCACUUUUGCCAACCAGCUGCUGCCCAUUGAGAUGGACGACACAGAGACAGGCCUCCUCAGCGCCAUCUGUCUCAUCUCCGGAGACCGUCAGGACCUAGAGGAGCCCUCCAAGGUGGACCAGCUCCAAGAGCCACUCCUGGAAGCUCUGAAGAUCUAUGUGAGGAAGCGUCGGCCUAGCAAACCGCACAUGUUCCCCAAAACCCUGAUGAAGAUCACAGACCUGCGCAGCAUCAGUGCUAAAGGAGCAGAGCGGGUCAUCUCUCUGAAGAUGGAGAUACCAGGUUCCAUGCCACCGCUGAUCCAGGAGAUGCUGGAAAACUCAGAGGGCCAAGACAGCCAGAGCAGCAGCAGCAGCACUUCAGCUGAGGCAGGGGCCAGCCCCAGCAGCAAGGGCAGCCCCAACGAGGACACCACUGCUCUGGAGUCACCGGAGUCCUUGGACACCGAGGUGGCUACAACCACACCGCCCAGCGAUGAGCCCUAG